AUGCCACCCCCCGCCCCCACACAGGUCAUCAUGGAAGCCUGGGUGAAGGGCGUGAACCCCAAAGGCAACUCCACCAACCCCAGCAACUGGGACUUCGGCAGCAGUUUCUUCUUUGCAGGCACAGUUGUCACCACCAUAGGAUACGGCAACCUGGCGCCCAGCACGGAGGCAGGCCAGGUCUUCUGUGUCUUCUACGCCCUGGUGGGCAUCCCGCUCAACGUGGUCUUCCUCAACCACCUGGGCGCAGGGCUGCAUGGCCACCUGGCUACCCUGGAGAGGUGGGAGGAGCAGCCCAGGCGCUCCCAGCUGCUGCAGAUCCUGGGCCUGGCUCUGUUCCUGACCCUGGGGACGCUGGUCAUUCUCAUCUUCCCACCCAUGGUCUUCAGCCAUGUGGAGGGCUGGAGCUUUGGGGAAGGCUUCUACUUCGCCUUCAUCACUCUCAGCACCAUCGGCUUCGGGGACUAUGUUGUUGGCACAGACCCCAGCAAGCAUUACAUCUCGGUGUACCGAAGCCUGGCUGCCAUCUGGAUCCUCCUGGGCCUGGCGUGGCUGGCGCUGAUCCUCCCCCUAGGCCCUCUGCUUCUGCACAGGUGCUCCCAGCUCUGGCUGCUCAGCAGGGGACUCAGCCUCAAGGACCGGGGAGCCCCCGAGAUGGAUGGGCUCCCCAGACCUCAGAAGAUCCCCAUCUCUGCAUGA
This is a messenger RNA of Leptonychotes weddellii (Weddell seal), 696 nucleotides long. Lineage: Eukaryota; Metazoa; Chordata; Mammalia; Carnivora; Phocidae. The record is from RefSeq and is a predicted model, not a curated record.